AUGCCUUUUUCCUCUGAGCAAUUCAUUACUAAGCUAAAUACUCUUGAAGAUUCCCAAGAAUCCAUUUCCAGUGCUUCAAAGUGGUUGCUUUUACAGUACAGAGAUGCUACCAAAGUGGCAGAAACAUGGAAAGAAUAUAUGUUACGGUCUAGUGUAAACACAAGAAGAAAGUUGUUGGGCCUCUAUUUAAUGAAUCAUGUUGUUCAACAGGCCAAAGGUCAAAAAAUUAUUCAAUUUCAAGAUUCGUUUGGAAGGGUGGCAGCUGAGGUAUUAGGAAAGAUCAACCAAGAGUUUCCGCGGGACCUUAAAAAGAAGUUGUCAAGGGUUGUAAAUAUCCUGAAAGAGAGAAACAUUUUUUCCAAACAAGUAGUUAUUGACAUAGAAAGAAACCUCAAAACCGAGAGUUCACCAGUCGAAGCAUUAGUACUACCCCAGAAAUUGAAAGAUUUUGCUAAAGAUUAUGAAAAAUUGGUUAAAAUGCAUCAUAACGUUUGUGCUAUGAAAAUAAGAUUCGACAAAUCGUCAGACGAGUUGGAUCCAUCCAGCACAGUUUACGAGGAAAAUUUUAAGACAAUAAGUAAGAUUGGGAAUAUGGCAAAAGAUAUAAUAAAUGAAUCCAUUCAGAAAAGAAAAAGCGGUAUUCAAAAAUUACAAAGCACAUUGGAUGAUGAAAAAAGGCAUCUAGAUGAAGAACAGAAUAUGUUGAGUGAAAUAGAAUUUGUUUUAUCCGCUAAAGAUCCAUCCAGGAUAAAUAAAAAUAUCGAUGAGGACAACAUUAUUCCAACAUAUGAAGUAGGUGAUGGUGACGACGAAGAAGAAGAAAAAGAUGAUGGUGAUGAUGAUGAUGAUGAUGACAAAAGUUACGGCCAUAAAUUCAGUGACAACGGUUACGGGGUUGACGAUAUUGACACAAUGGAACAGAAGGAUGAAGUUGUAGAUGAGGCGAAUAAUGAACACAAGAAUUCCAUGAACAAUCCUGGUGACGUUCAAUUUGACCUAAAACGAACACACGAUAUGAUAAGCCAUGAUGACCCUAACGAUGUACCGGAGAAAAAAGUUCAUCUUGAUUCCAAGACAUGUGAAGAUAGUAUUCCUGGCUACGAGGAUGGCCAUUAUGAGUUAGAUAUGGAAGCACACGUCGACGAACAAGCUGAUGAAGGGGUUGGAAACUCUGAGGGGGUUUCCUCUAGUAUACAAGACCUGUUAAGUAAGCUCGCAAAUUAA
Saccharomyces mikatae IFO 1815 is the source of this 1224-nucleotide messenger RNA. RefSeq names its product Rtt103p (gene RTT103). Gene Ontology annotation, molecular function: RNA polymerase II C-terminal domain binding. The record is from RefSeq and is a predicted model, not a curated record. Gene Ontology annotation, cellular component: RNA polymerase II, holoenzyme. The coding region runs from base 1 to 1224 and encodes 407 amino acids. The transcript has a single exon. Gene Ontology annotation, biological process: mRNA 3'-end processing. NCBI's taxonomy places the organism in Eukaryota, Fungi, Ascomycota, Saccharomycetes, Saccharomycetales, Saccharomycetaceae.